This is a messenger RNA of Drosophila mojavensis, 831 nucleotides long. RefSeq lists its product as uncharacterized. The record is from RefSeq and is a predicted model, not a curated record. NCBI's taxonomy places the organism in Eukaryota, Metazoa, Arthropoda, Insecta, Diptera, Drosophilidae. The coding region runs from base 76 to 768 and encodes 230 amino acids. Gene Ontology annotation, molecular function: prothoracicotrophic hormone activity. The transcript has 3 exons.
CGGCUAUAUAAGCGCCCCACCAACGCCAUCAGAGUCGCAAACGUAGCCAAACUCUGCAGCAGCUCGGUUCCAGCCAUGCUCUGGAUGGCCACAUUGCUAGCGGCGCUGGCGCUGCGCUGCGUCAUCAGCAGCAAUCGGUUUGUUGCCUACGACGAGCUGACUGCCCCAAUGCUCGCCCGCAGCAUGCCUAAGCGCUGCAGUCGUCUGCUCGGCGUCCAAGAGUGCGGCGGCAGCAGCGACAGCGGCAGAGACGGCAACGAGCUGUCAGUUGAUGCAGUCGAAACGGAAGCUGAUCAGAGCACUUCCAAGAUGUUGAAUGCGCUCUUUGGCCGCCCAGGCAGCGCGGAAACUGUACCGCCCACCACACGUCCAACGGAGGCGGCACUGUCGCCCCACCAGCUGCCGCCGAUGUACUAUAAUGAUUUCUACGAGGAUUUGCUGACCAGCAAACGUAAUGAUGCACACGCCGCCGGCUGCGAUUGCAAAGUUAUGAACGAUCUCAUUGACUUGGGCAGCACAUCGUUUCCACGCUAUCUGAUGAGCGCCAUUUGCGAGUCCCGUCCAGCUCAGGAUGCCAAGUGCAUGCACGGCUCCAACUGCAAGCCGCUCGAGUAUAAGGUGAAAGUCCUAACACUGGGCCCAGAUCAGAUGACAUCAAAGGCGGCCUCCUCAUCGGCGCGUUUGUGGAUGCCCGAGGAGCUGACACAGCUCUGGCAAUGGCAAUUCAAGACGGUGACCGUCACUGCGGGUUGCUUCUGCACCAACUAGCUAAAUGAAUGACUUUUAUGAUGAUACAUAUAUGAAAUAUAAUAUUUAAACGAUUGCACAAGA